UAUCUGGAGGCAGGGUAUAUGAGGCAGAGUUAGCACGCUCUCUGCUAAACUUCUGCAGACAUGGCGAAGACAUUAGCAAUUCUAGUUUUAUGUUUGGCAUCCUGUUAUGCCAAAGGUGUGUUUGAGUACAAGCAAUCACCCAUUGAGGAUGAGACUGAGCUUGUUUUAGAUCUUCUCUCAAAGCCAAUCAUUCCAGAGAGAUUCAAAUCUGUCGAGUUCUUGAAGAAAUGGGGUAUCAAAUCCAGGUUAGGAGCAUUCAAGUGGAGCGACUGUGGAGGAGCUGGAGUCAAACUUCAAAAUGUGUCCUUGACUCCUGACCCCUUAAACUUCCCUGGCACAUUCACGCUUGGGUUCAAAGGCACAAUUACUACAUCUGUAGUCGCCCCAAUGAAGGGUGAACUUUUGAUUGAGAAAAAGGUUGGAUCUACCUACGUCAAGCUCCCAUGUAUCGAUAACUUCGGGUCGUGUACCUAUGAUGAUGUUUGCGAAAUGCUUCAGACUGUCACCUGUCCAGAUCCUUUUGUAGCAGCAGGAAUUGAUUGCCAGUGUCCAUUUAAAACAGGUAACUACAAUGUCCCAACGGCCUCAUUCGAGGUGGACGCCGUAGCUUUUCCAUCCGGGGAUUACCACCUCCGGGGAGCUGCUUCCAAUGCCGGCAAAGUCAUGGCAUGUCUGGACCUGUACAUGACUGUCGCGUAGAAAAUUGAAUUAUUCCUAACAAAUCAUCAUUUUAAUUAUCAACUAGUGUCGACCUGUCAUUUCAUUCAUUGUGUGUCUACCUCAUUUGUAUAAGCUGUUCUACUUUUUAAUUUUUGUCAAUGUCAGUUUCUUUUGUAGUUAUUGUUGGAGAACCGGAAGACAAAAAAUGAACGAUGAGAGAAUGCUUAUUAAAGAAUUUAUAAACUACAA
Molecule: messenger RNA, 909 nt
Organism: Pecten maximus
Lineage: Eukaryota; Metazoa; Mollusca; Bivalvia; Pectinida; Pectinidae
Product: ganglioside GM2 activator-like
Exons: 4
Coding region: 61-699 (212 amino acids)
Biological process (GO): ganglioside catabolic process; lipid transport
Cellular component (GO): cytoplasmic side of plasma membrane
Molecular function (GO): enzyme activator activity; lipid carrier activity
Source: RefSeq, a predicted model, not a curated record